CAACCGCACCACACAAUAAUAGUACGCUGUCCAUAAGUUGCAUUCAAAUUUUCCUUUUGCUCCUUUAAAGAAAACUCGAAAUGUCAAUCUUUUUUUCUGUGUGUUGUUGAUGGAAGCUGCGAAAGAAGUUUGAAAAGAAACGCUAAUGACAUUUGUUUCAUGCCCAGCAGUUUUGACCAGGCACUGGCUAAACGUCUUAAUAAAAGCCGAUCGCGAUUGAAAAAUGUUUGAAAAUCAAGCUAUCCACACGGAGCACAAAGAUGUGAUACAUGAUGUAGCAUAUGAUUACUACGGUCAGCGAAUGGCAACCUGCUCGAGUGACCAAUUUGUAAAGGUUUGGGAUCAAAACGAGAACGACGUAUGGAGUGUAACGUCCAGCUGGAAAGCACACUCAGGUUCCGUAUGGCGUCUCUCCUGGGCUCAUCCGGAAUUUGGACAGGUGCUUGCAACUUGUUCCUUCGACCGAACUGUGUCCGUUUGGGAGGAAACAGUCGGAGAGAAAACUUCUCCCGCCAUGUCACCGGUUAAACGGUGGGUACGACGCACAAAUCUGGUGGAUUCGAGAACCAGCGUGACGGAUGUUAAAUUUGCUCCGAAAUCACAAGGCCUUGUCUUGGCAACUUCGUCUGCCGACGGUAUAAUUCGCAUUUACGAGGCACCAGACAUAAUGAAUCUAUCCCAGUGGACGCUAUCACAUGAAAUAGCAGUGAAAAUCCCCCUGAGCUGCCUGUCGUGGAAUCAAUCUAUGUUCAGACUACACGCGCCAAUGAUUGCAGCCGGCAGUGAUGAUUCUUCUCAAAGUUCAGGCGGUAAAGUGUUCAUUUUUGAAUACAGCGAAAAUUCCCGACGGUGGACUAAAACUGAAACAAUAAGCUCCAUCACGGACCCAGUGCAUGAUAUCGCCUUUGCUCCGAAUGUAGGAAGAAGCUAUCAUAUACUAGCCGUGGCUAGCAAGGAUGUUCAAAUUUUUAAUCUGAAGCCAAUUCUCGAACCUACAUCAAGCACACGCCUGGAUGUUCAACCUGUAGCACAAUUCGGUGACCAUUACUGUACCGUUUGGAGAGUCACAUGGAACAUAACGGGUACUAUGUUGGCGUCAACUGGAGACGAUGGCUGCGUCCGCAUGUGGAAAAUGAACUACCUGAAAAACUGGCGCUGCGCAGCGGUACUCAAGGCAGAAAAUACGCAAUCUGUUCAGGAAAAUUCUGCAGCACCUUCAUUGAACUUGUCCAGCUUAGUAAAUGCCACCGCAAAAUACUACAAACGGGGCACGAUCAGCCAUCCGAGUCAAGUACCGCGUCAUUAGUCGUUAAAUGUUUAAGCUAGAAAAGUAAUUUCAAUUCAUAAUAACUGCGUAAUAAAUUUGAUCUAUCAGUUUACCAUUUCACUUGAA
Messenger RNA from Wyeomyia smithii (pitcher-plant mosquito), 1393 nucleotides. RefSeq names its product nucleoporin seh1 (gene Nup44A). Bases 224 to 1306 code for a protein of 360 amino acids. Gene Ontology annotation, molecular function: structural molecule activity; protein binding. Gene Ontology annotation, biological process: cellular response to amino acid starvation; positive regulation of TORC1 signaling. The record is from RefSeq and is a predicted model, not a curated record. The transcript is spliced from 5 exons. Lineage: Eukaryota; Metazoa; Arthropoda; Insecta; Diptera; Culicidae. Gene Ontology annotation, cellular component: Seh1-associated complex; nuclear pore outer ring.